This is a messenger RNA of Saprolegnia diclina VS20, 1244 nucleotides long. RefSeq lists its product as hypothetical. Gene Ontology annotation, cellular component: cytoplasmic side of endoplasmic reticulum membrane; lumenal side of endoplasmic reticulum membrane; membrane. Lineage: Eukaryota; Oomycota; Saprolegniomycetes; Saprolegniales; Saprolegniaceae. The record is from RefSeq and is a predicted model, not a curated record. Gene Ontology annotation, biological process: membrane protein proteolysis. The coding region runs from base 75 to 1181 and encodes 368 amino acids. The transcript has a single exon. Gene Ontology annotation, molecular function: aspartic endopeptidase activity, intramembrane cleaving.
CCAAGCGAAACCCCGUCCUACUUAGUAUCCGGAUACGCUUGGGUCCACGUGGCGUGGAUCCGGACGACCACAUCAUGGCCUGGUCAUUUGGCAGAAUGCUCAACUCGGUCCAGAGCGCGUGCUACGUGGCGCUCCUCGCGCUCACGGCCGCGUCCAACUUCGUGCUCGUGCCUGUGAACGCGCAGCUCAUCAUCUCGGCGACGUCGAUCGUGUACAUUGGUGCGACCUUGAGCCUCAAGCUCAAGCAGAAGCGCGAUGCGGCCGGCGAGAAGAACGACGAGGCGAUGACCAAGGAGGACGCGUACAUGUUUCCCGUCGUCGGCUCGUGCAUGCUGCUCGGGCUCUACAUCCUCUUCAAGUUUUUCGACAAGGACAUGGUCAACCUCCUCUUGACGUCGUACUUUGCCUUGAUUGGCACGUACUCGCUCACGGAAGCCUUCUCGCCGCUCGUCCGCGCCGUCGCCUUCUCCGAGACAGAGCGCCACUACAAGCGCUCGAUCGCGUUGCCCUACUUUGGCGCGCACGUGCUCGACGUGACGCCGUCGUGGUGCGUCACUGGCGUCCUUGCGGCCCUCUUUGCGGCCGCUUGGUUCCAGACCAAGCACUUUGUGCUCAACAACAUCUUUGGCAUCUCGCUCUCGAUCAAGGGCAUCGAGUCGCUCUCGCUUGGCAGCUAUAAGGUCGGCGCGAUCCUUCUCUGCGGCCUCUUUUUCUACGAUAUUUUCUGGGUCUUUGGCACCGACGUCAUGGUCACGGUCGCCACCAAGUUUGACGGACCGAUCAAGCUCCUCUUCCCGCGGGCAUUUGCGACCGCGACCGAGAAGGCCAAGUUUUCGAUCCUGGGCCUCGGCGACAUUGUGAUUCCUGGCAUCUUUGUCGCGCUCCUCCUCCGCUUUGACGCCCACAUGGCGAAAGCAACGACGGCCGGCGACGCGUUUCCCAAGCCGUACUUCCACAUCAACAUUCUCUUUUACGUGCUCGGGCUCGUGGCCACUGUCGUCGUCAUGAUCGUCUUCAACGCGGCGCAACCCGCGCUCCUGUACCUCGUGCCCGCCUGCCUCGGGUCGUCACUGCUGACGGCCCUUGCCCGCGGCGAGCUCAAGGAGCUCCUCGCCUACUCGGAAGAAGACGAGGAAGAAUCCAAGGACGCCACGCCCGCCGAGGCCAAGAAGGACCAGUAGACGCGACAUGAUGGCAAACACCAAUUUACGCUUUUCUCGUAGUACUAUUUGCUGUCUUGCUGC